Molecule: messenger RNA, 12360 nt
Organism: Empidonax traillii (willow flycatcher)
Lineage: Eukaryota; Metazoa; Chordata; Aves; Passeriformes; Tyrannidae
Gene: UTRN
Product: utrophin
Exons: 75
Coding region: 185-10435 (3416 amino acids)
Biological process (GO): synaptic signaling
Cellular component (GO): plasma membrane
Molecular function (GO): protein binding; zinc ion binding
Source: RefSeq, a predicted model, not a curated record
GCGCAGCGUCGUGGGAGCUGCUGCCGCCGGGAGCGGGGGUGCGGGGAGGAGCCGGGCUGUGCCGUGGGGGAGCGGAGCCGCCUCCCGCCGCCGUGUCCGAGGGGUGCUGACCCGGGGGCCCUCCAUGGGAGCCUUCCCCCGACGGAUUUAGGCUCCGCCCGUGGCGUACCCCAAGCCCACGAACAUGGCCCGUGUCUCCGACCCGGAGGAAGGACCUGGCGGGGGACACAGCGAAUUCAGCGAUAUUAUUAAGUCGAGAUCAGAUGAACACAAUGACGUACAGAAAAAGACCUUUACAAAAUGGAUAAAUGCUCGCUUUUCCAAGAGUGGGAAGCCCCCAGUUAAGGACAUGUUCACAGAUCUGAAAGAUGGAAGGAAACUUUUGGACCUUUUGGAGGGUCUGACAGGGAAACCUCUGCCUAAAGAACGAGGUUCCACACGAGUACAUGCCUUAAAUAACGUCAACCGAGUACUGCAAGUCUUGCAUCAAAACAACGUGGAAUUGGUGAAUAUUGGAGGAACUGACAUCGUUGAUGGAAAUCACAAGCUGACGCUGGGGCUGCUGUGGAGCAUUAUCUUGCACUGGCAGGUGAAGGAUGUCAUGAAGAACAUCAUGUCAGAUUUGCAGCAGACAAACAGUGAGAAGAUACUGCUGAGCUGGGUUCGGCAGUCCACGAGACCUUACAGUCAGGUCAACGUUUUGAACUUCACCACUAGCUGGGCUGAUGGACUUGCCUUCAAUGCUGUCAUCCACAGGCACAAACCGGAGCUGUUCAGCUGGGACAAAGUUUUAAAGAUGGCCCCUGUUGAGAGACUGGAAAAUGCUUUCAACAUAGCGAAGAACCACUUGGGAAUUGAAAAACUGUUAGAUCCUGAAGAUGUUGCUGUACAACUUCCAGACAAAAAAUCUAUUAUUAUGUAUUUAACCUCUUUGUUUGAGGUCCUUCCUAAGCAAGUCACAAUGGAAGACAUUCGGGAGGUGGAAACUCUUCCAAGGAGAUAUAAGCAGGAAUGUGAGGAUGGAGAGUUCAACAUGCAGCAGACUGUAGCACUUGAAGAGGACCAGGACAGUUCUAGAGCAGAGACUCCCAGCACAGUGACAGAGGUGGAUAUGGACUUGGAUAGCUACCAAGUUGCUCUGGAAGAAGUUCUUACAUGGUUGCUGUCAGCUGAGGAUGCAUUUCGGGAACAGGAGGAAAUAUCUGGUGAUGUUGAGGAAGUCAAAGAACAAUUUUCUACCCAUGAAAGUUUUAUGAUGGAACUGACUGCACACCAGAGCAGUGUUGGCAAUGUUCUGCAGGCUGGAAACCAACUGGUGGCCCAGGGAAAUCUGUCACCUGAAGAGGAGUUUGAGAUUCAGGAACAAAUGCUACUGCUGAACUCCCGUUGGGAGGAACUCAGGGUGGAGAGCAUGGACAGGCAGUCCCGCCUGCAUGACGUGCUGAUGGAGCUCCAGAAGCAGCAGUUGCAGCAUCUGUCUGACUGGCUGACAGUCACAGAAGAACGCAUUCAGAAGCUGGAAUCUCAGCUCUUAGCGGAAGAUUUGGUGUCCCUUCAAAAACAGCUGGAAGAACAUAAGAGCCUGCAGAGUGAUCUAGAGGCAGAACAGGUGAAGGUAAACUCCCUAACACGCAUGGUUGUCAUUGUCGAUGAAAGCAGUGGGGAAAGUGCAACAGCUAUUCUGGAGGAACAGUUGGAGAGGCUUGCUGAGCGGUGGACAGCAGUUUGUCGUUGGACUGAGGAUCGACGGGUCAAGCUGCAAGAAAUUCAGCUUUUAUGGCAGGAGUUGCUGGAAGAACAGUGCUUAUUGAAAGCUUGGUUAACUGAGAAAGAAGAGGCUUUGAGUAAGGUCCAGACAAGCAACUUUAAAGAUCAAACAGACCUGAGUGUGAAUGUUCGAAAACUAGCAAUUUUGAAAGAGGACAUGGGUAUGAAACGUCAAACACUAGACCAGCUGAACGAGCUAGGUCAAGAUGUGGCCCAGAUCCUUGGGAAUGGCAGAGCAUCCAGCAAAAUUGAUCAGGAUCAAGAAGAACUAACUCAGAGGUGGGACAGUUUGGUUCAGAAGCUAGAGGAUUACUCUAACCAGGUAACUCAAGCUGUAAGAAGUGUAGGGAUGUCACAGGUUUCACAGAAGACUGCUGCAGAAGCAACGCCAUUGAAGGAACAGUCCAGACAGGAGUUGCCCCCGCCACCACUCCCAAGGAAGAGGCAAAUUCCAGGGGACAGUGAAGCAAAGAAGAAGUUUGAUGCUGAAAGUGCGGAGCUCUUGAACUGGAUUUCAAGAUCAAAAUCUGCCAUUCAGGCAACAGACAUCAAAGAAUACAAGAAGAUGAGAGAAACUUCAAGCAUGAAAGAAAAGUUGAAGGUGAUUGAACAAGAAAGAGUUGAAAAAAGCCAAAAGUUAGAUGAACUGAAACAAAGUGGACAUGUUCUUUUGGAUCAAAUGGGAAAGGAAGGACUUCCUACAGUGGAUAUAAAAGCUAUGAUGGAGAAAAUAUUGUCAGCGUGGAAAGAUAUGGUUCAAAAUCUAGAAGAAGCGGCCAGAAAGAUAAAGUACCAGGAAGAAAUAAAUGCUUAUUUGAAGGAAAUAAAUGAACUUGAGAAGACUUUAAUUGAGAAGGAUGACUGGCUUAAAAAUGAUGCCUCUUCAGCAUCCCAACCCUCAUCAGUCCUGAAAGACUUAUGUCAGCGGGAGUUAACGCAUCUUGUAAGCCUGAGUCCACGGCUGGAACAUCUGAAAGCCACCUGCAAGGCACUCACCUCUCAACCCAUGCCUUCAAAUUUCAUUCAGGAGAACCUGAAUGGUUUUCUUGAUCACUUCAAAUUGACUCGUCAGAAACUAGAGGAACGUCACCAACAGCUGAAAGAAGAGACUGAAAGCCAGCCGAGCCAGGAGUACGUGGAGUCCCUGCAGCGGCUGAAGGACACGCUGAGUGAUCUAGAGGGCAAGCAGCAGUCCAUUGCCAGUGAACUGAGCGAACCCAGUAAAGUUGAGAAGGCCCUGCAGCAGGCAAAGGCACUUUGUGAGACACUGGAAGCGCAGAAGCCCAAGGUAGAUAAACUUGCUGAAGAAACAAAAGCUUUGGAGGAACAUGCUGCUUCGGAUAUAAAAAACAUCUAUGCUCAGGAGUUCAAACAUCUACAGGGACAGUGGGAUAAGUUAAAGCUCAAGAUUUCCAAAGAUGUUAAACUACUGGAGGGAAUUACAUCCAAGCUGAGAAUAUUUGAGACUGAUGCAAAAGUUGUUCAGAAGUGGAUGGAUGGUGUUAAAGACUUUUUAAUGACAGAAAAGGCUGUUCAAGGGGAUACUGAAGGACUUCAAAGGCAACUUGACCAGUGCACAUUGUUUGUCAAUGAAAUGGAGACAAUUGAACCAUCACUGAAAGAGAUGAAAGAAGUAGAAGCUGCUUUAAGAGCUCAACCUAUUGCAAGCAUAAAUACUUGGACAAAGUCUAGGCUAGUAGACUGCCAAACUCGAUGGGAGAAACUGAGCAAACAGAUCAUUAGUCAGAAAAAUCGCCUGUCUGAAAGUCAGGAAAAAGCUGUAAAUCUGAAGAAGGAUUUGGCAGAGAUGCAAGAGUGGAUGACCCAAGCUGAAGAAGAAUAUUUGGAAAAAGAUUUUGAAUACAAGUCUCCUGAAGAGCUAGAGAAUGCGGUAGAGGAGAUGAAGAGAGCGAAGGAGGAUGUGUUGCAGAAGGAGGUGCGGGUGAAGAUUCUCAAAGACAACAUCAAGAUGCUGGCCACCAAAGUGCCCUCUAGUGGUCAGGACCUGGCAACUGAGUUGAACGUUGUGCUGGAGAACUACCAGCUACUGUGCAAUCGGAUCCGGGGGAAGUGCCACACGCUGGAGGAGGUGUGGUCCUGUUGGAUUGAGCUGCUGCAGUAUCUUGAUUUAGAAACAGCUUGGCUAAACAAUCUGGAAGAAAGGGUGCAAAUGACAGGAAAUCUGCCUGAUAAGUUGGAUGCUGUCAAUGAUGCUCUUGAGUCCCUGGAAUCAGUGUUGCGUCAUCCAGCUGAUAAUCGAACUCAGAUUCGGGAACUUGGGCAGACAUUGAUCGAUGGAGGAAUUCUUGAUGACAUCAUCAGUGACAAAUUGGAAGCUUUCAAUGCCCGCUAUGAGGAAUUGAGUCACUUGGCGGUGAACCGGCAGAUCACUUUGGAACAACAGCUUCAGACCAUGCGAGAAACCGAUCACAUGUUACAUGUCUUGCAAGAAAACUUAACAGACCUGGAUAGACAGCUGACAUCUUACCUGACUGAUAGGAUAGACGCCUUUCAGAUGCCUCAGGAGGCCCAGAAAAUUCAAGCUGAGAUUGCAGCUCAUGAAUCCACCUUAGAGGAGCUCAAGAAAAGUUCUCGCUCUUUCCCUCCUGCUUCUCCUGAGUGCAGGUCUCCCCGUGGUGGAACUCAGCUGGAUGCUUUGCAGAGAAAGCUCCGUGAAGUAUGUACAAAGUAUCAGCUUUUCCAGAAACCAGCUAAUUUUGAGCAGCGCAUGUUGGAUUGCAAGCGGGUGUUGGAUGGGGUAAAAGCAGAACUUCAUGUCUUGGAUGUUAAGGAUACUGACCCAGAUGUAAUCCAAGCUCACCUGGAAAAGUGUAUGAAACUCUAUAAGACCUUGAGUGAGGUGAAAUUGGAGGUUGAAACUGUCAUCAAGACAGGACGGCAGAUUGUACAGAAACAACAGACAGAUAAUCCCAAAGGGAUGGAUGAACAACUGACAGCAUUGAAAUUUCUUUACAAUGACUUGGGGGCACAGGUAAGAAAUGUGCUGAGAGAGCUGGAGAGGAGGAAAGUUGAUCUGAAGAGCAUCACAGAAAGUUGCACUGCUCUCCAGUCUCUGGUGGAAGGGAGUGAGACUGUCCUGGAGGAGAAGCUGUGUGUUCUUAAUGCUGGCUGGAGCAGAGUUCGAACCUGGACUGAGGACUGGUGUGAAACCUUGUUGAAUCAUCAGAGCCAGCUGGAAAUUUUUGAUGAAAAUGUUGCCCACAUAAGUACUUGGUUGUAUCAGGCUGAAGCCUUGCUGGAUGAGAUUGAGAAAAAGUCAGCUAGCAAAAAGGAAGAAACUGUGAAGCGCUUAGCAUCUGAAUUAGAUGACGUUAGCCUUCGAGUGGAUAAUGUACGUGAUCAGGCUAUCAUCCUAAUGAAUGGUCGGGGGGUGUCGUGCCAUGAACUUGUUGAACCCAAACUGGCAGAACUGAACCGUAACUUUGAGAAGGUCUCUCAGCACAUCAAAAGUGCCAAGAUGCUUCUUGGACAAGAACGACUUCCUGUUGUGUCAGAGCCCCACGAAGUUAAAGUGGCUUUUACAGACCUGGAAAAAUUUGAGAGUGACUUACAGAAUGUGUUAAAAGUUGUGGAAAAGCAUGUGGAAUUGAGUGGGGAAGAUGAUAAGCUGGAUCAAGAAAGAGCUCAGAUUGAAGAAGUCUUGCAGAGAGGAGGGCAGUUGCUACAGCAGCCCAUGGAGGACCAUAAGAGAGAGAAGAUCCGCAUACAGCUGUUGCUUUUGCAGAAAAAGUACAAGAGUGUGCAGGAGUACAGGUCAUUUCAAAGGAAGCAGGUGGUGGAACUCUCUCCGGUGUUUUCACAGUAUAAAAAGGAACAUGACAAUCUAAUGAAGUGGCUGGAUGAGGCUGAGGGUCGUCUGCCACAGGGUGUGGAAGAUGAACAAAAACUACAGGCAACCCCUGUCCAUCAGAGGUUAAAAGGCCAGUUUGCCACAGGGGUUAGGACCUUGCCUUUUUCAGCUGAGUACUUGGUUGAAAUCAACAAAGUUUUGCUGGCCAUGGCUGAUGUUGAACUUUUGCUGAAUGCACCAGAGCUAAAUACUGGCAUCUAUGAGGAUUUUUCAUCUCAAGAAGAUGCACUGAAGAACGUAAAAGAUAUUUUGGAUAAACUUGGGGAUCAAAUUGCAGUCAUACAUGAGAAGCAGCCUGAUGUUAUAUUAGAAGCAUCUGGACCUGAGGCAAUACAAAUAGGAGAUGCACUAACUCAGCUGAAUGCGGAAUGGGAUAGAAUUAAUAGAAUGUACAAUGAUCGUAAGUGUUGCUUUGACAGAGCGAUUGAGGCAUGGAGGCAGUUCCACUGUGAUCUCAAUGAUCUCUCCCACUGGAUAACAGAAGCUGAAGCGUUACUAGCUGAUGCCCGUGGUCCGGAUGGCAGCCUGGAGCUGCAGACAGCUGGGCUGCAUCAGCAGGAACUUGAAGAGGGAGUCAGCAGUCAUCAGAGCAGUGUUUCAGCAUUGAACAGAACUGGGGAAGGGAUCAUAGAGAAACUGUCUGCUACAGAUGGGAGCUUCCUAAAGGAUAAACUGGCAGGAUUGAAUAGACGCUGGAAAGCAAUCACCACGGAGGUCAUGGAUAGACAACAGAGGCUAAAAGGAGAGAAUCAGCAGCUGAUAGAGUACAGAAAGAAGCUUGAUGAGCUGCGUUACUGGUUGGAAAAUGUAGAAAAUGCUCUGGACACAAGAUUUACAUUCAACCAUGGAGAAAACUUGCAAGAAUUGAAGGUCUUAAGUGAAGAGAUGGAAGCACAGGGUGACAAACUGGAAUGGCUGAACAGAACUGAACCUGAAGUGCUUUUGGAUAAAAAUGUUGAUCUUCAGGAAAAAGACAAACUUUCUGGUUGCCUGCAGUCCCUCAAUGUGAGGUGGAACAAGGUGCUCAGAGAAGUGCCUGACAGAGUGAGAGAACUUGAGGCAUUUGUUGGGCAGUCUCGUCUUGUUACACAGACAAAAUCUUCUGAUAUCCAAAAGGUGGUGCUAGCAUCUUCUUCGUUGGAAAUUCCUGUUCAGACGCAGCAGGCUUUGGAACUUUCUGCACCUGCUGAUCUGGACAAAACUAGAAGUGAGCUGGCUGACUGGUUGGUAUUGAUUGACCAGAUGCUCAAGUCAAACAUAGUCACUGUGGGAAAUACUGAAGAAAUCAAUCGGACUAUUGCACAAAUGAAAGUAACAAAUGCAGAUAUGGACUAUCGUCACCCUCAGCUUGAUUCUGUUUUUACAUUGGCUCAGAAUUUGAAAAAUAAAACUUCCAGUGCAGACAUUAGAACAGAGAUCACAGAAAAAAUGGAGAAGCUGAAGAACCAGUGGGACAAUACCCAGCAUGGCGUGGAAAGGCGGCAGCAGCAACUGAAGCAUAUGCUGGUGGACAGCGUGCAGUGGCAUGAACAGAGGCAAGAAAUGGAGCACCUCAUGGAGCAGUGUGAGAUCCGUCUGCGCAUGCUCCUGCAGGCCCCGAAAGAGGUGCUCGCCAGACAGAUUUCAGAGAGCAAACUUUUAGUACAGGAUUUGCAUAGAGGUGACAUCACGGUAGCAGCAUUCAAUGAUCUUUCUAAUAAAUUACUUCGAGAGUAUCGUGAUGAUGACUCAAGGAAAGUGAAGGAAACCACUGACCAAAUGAACGCUUGUUGGGUUAAUCUGAACCAAAGAGCUGUUGAUAGGCAGAAUUUCUUGGAGACAGAGCUGAAGACGGUACAGGCCUCACACAAGGAUCUGGAAAGCUUCCUCAAGUGGCUUCAAGAGGCAGAGACAACAGUUAAUGUUCUGGCAGAUGCAUCCCAGCGUGAGAACACUGCUCAGGAUAGUGCCUGCAUAAGGGAACUCAGAAAGCAGAUGCAGGACAUCCAAGCUGAGAUUGAUGCCCACAAUGACAUCUUCAAAAGCAUUGAUGGAAACAGACAGAAGAUGGUGAAAGCCUUGGGGAACUCUGAGGAAGCUGCUCUGCUCCAGCACCGGCUUGAUGACAUGAACCAGCGCUGGAAUGACCUGAAGGCGAAGUCAGCUAACAUCAGGGCUCACUUGGAGGCCAGUGCAGAGAAAUGGAACAGAUUGCUGACAUCCCUGGAAGAGUUAAUCAAAUGGCUCAAUGCGAAAGAUGAAGAACUGAAAAAGCAAAUGCCUGUUGGAGGGGAUGUUCCAACCUUACAGCAGCAGUAUGACCACUGCAAAGCACUGAGGCGUGAACUGAAGGAUAAAGAGCAAGCCAUUCACAAUGCUGUGGAUCAGGCACGAGUUUUCCUUGCUGACCAACCAAUUGAGGGACCUGAGGAACCAAGAAGGAGCUUGCAUUCAAAAACAGAAUUGACCCCCGAGGAGAAAGCCAUGAGAAUUGCCAAAGCUAUGCGUAAACAGUCAUCAGAGGUAAAAGAGAAGUGGGAGAACCUAAAUGCCAGCGCCAGUAUCUGGCAGAAGCAAGUGGACAAAGCAUUAGAAAAACUGAAAGACCUGCAGUGUGCCAUGGAUGACCUCGAUGCUGAUUUGAAGGAGGCCGAAAAUGUGAGGAAUGGCUGGAAACCUGUAGGAGACUUGCUCAUAGAUUCGUUACCAGAUCACAUUGAGAAAACUACAGCUUUUAGAGAAGAAAUUGCUCCCAUCAACUUAAAAGUUAAAACAGUGAAUGAUUUGUCCAGUCAACUGUCUCCACUUGACCUUUAUCCAUCUUUAAAGAUGUCUCGUCAACUGGAUGAUCUUAAUAUGCGUUGGAAACUUUUGCAGGUGUCUGUAGAGGAUCGCCUUAAGCAGUUACAGGAGGCACACCGAGAUUUUGGACCUGCAUCACAGCACUUUCUUUCCACCUCAGUACAGUUUCCAUGGCAGAGAUCUGUUUCACAUAACAAAGUGCCCUAUUAUAUCAAUCAUGAGACACAGACAACUUGUUGGGAUCAUCCUAAAAUGACUGAUCUGUUCCAGUCCUUAGCUGACUUGAACAACGUACGAUUCUCUGCCUACCGUACAGCCAUCAAAAUCCGGAGACUGCAGAAGGCACUGUGCUUGGACCUAUUGGACCUGAACACAACAAGUGAAGUUUUCAAACAGCAGAAGUUAAGUCAAAAUGACCAGCUGAUUGGUGUACAGGAUGUGAUCAGCUGUCUUACUGCUAUCUACAGUGGACUUGAAGAGAAACACAAAGAUAUGGUGAAUGUUCCACUCUGUGUAGACAUGUGUCUUAACUGGCUACUCAACGUGUAUGAUAGUGGCCGAACUGGAAAAAUUCGAGUGCAGUCCCUGAAAAUUGGCUUGAUGUCUCUUUCUAAGGGCCUUCUGGAAGAGAAGUACAGAUACCUCUUCAAGGAGGUGGCUGGCCCUACGGAAAUGUGUGAUCAGAGGCAGCUGGGCCUUCUGCUUCACGAUGCUAUCCAGAUCCCACGACAGCUUGGUGAAGUGGCAGCCUUUGGUGGGAGCAACAUUGAACCCAGUGUGCGCAGCUGCUUCCAACAGAAUCAUAAUAAGCCAGAAAUAACUGUAAAGCAAUUUAUAGAUUGGAUGCGCUUAGAACCACAGUCUAUGGUGUGGCUACCAGUUCUACACCGCGUGGCAGCUGCAGAAACAGCAAAACAUCAGGCCAAGUGCAACAUCUGUAAAGAGUGUCCAAUUGUCGGAUUUAGGUAUCGGAGCUUAAAACAUUUCAACUAUGAUGUCUGUCAGAGCUGUUUCUUUUCUGGCCGUACAGCAAAGGGGCAUAAAUUGCAUUACCCAAUGGUGGAGUAUUGUAUACCUACAACAUCUGGGGAAGAUGUACGAGACUUCACAAAGGUGCUGAAGAAUAAGUUCCGAUCAAAGAAGUAUUUUGCGAAGCAUCCCCGACUUGGCUACUUACCUGUGCAAACAGUAUUGGAGGGUGACAACCUGGAGACUCCUAUCACUCUCAUCAGUAUGUGGCCAGAGCAAUAUGAUCCUUCCCAGUCUCCACAGCUGUUUCAUGAUGACACACACUCCAGGAUAGAGCAGUAUGCUACUAGGCUUGCGCAGAUGGAAAGGACCAAUGGCUCCUUCCUCAUGGACAGCAGUUCCACCACAGGAAGUGUAGAGGAUGAACAUGCCCUUAUCCAGCAGUAUUGUCAGACGCUGGGAGGAGAGUCACCUGUGAGUCAGCCACAGAGUCCUGCUCAGAUACUUAAAUCAGUGGAGAAGGAAGAGCGAGGAGAAUUGGAGCGUAUCAUUGCUGACCUUGAGGAAGAGCAAAGGAGUCUGCAGAUAGAAUAUGAGCAACUAAAGGAGCAACAUCUUCGGAGAGGAAUAAACCCUCUUGCAUCACCUCCUGAUUCUGUUGUGUUACCUCAGCAUGCUUCUGAAGAUGCCGAGCUCAUUGCUGAAGCUAAACUCCUGAGGCAACAUAAAGGUCGCCUGGAAGCAAGGAUGCAGAUAUUGGAAGAUCACAAUAAACAAUUGGAGUCUCAGCUUCACCGGCUACGGCAGCUACUUGAGCAGCCCGAGUCAGACUCCCGGGUUAAUGGCUCCUCUCCCUGUGCUUCGCCCCAGCACUCUGCCCUCGGCUACUCACUUGAGCAGGACACAAGCUCACAGUUUCAUCAGACAGAUGACUUGUUAGUUCCACCUCAUGAUACCAACACAGAUCUAACAGAUGUUAUGGAGCAAAUCAACAACACAUUUCCAGCUUGCUGCUCAAGUUUCACUGGCAGACCACAGGCAAUGUGAAGUGUUCAUUUGGACGUCAACCAGUGCUUCCUGAUGUGCAGAACAGCCCUUUUCUACAAACUGCCAACCGCGAGUUCCACUUCAUCAGAAGGCUGCAUGGGACCCUGGAACAUGCUGUUUGCUCUGACUGCGUGUUCGACUUGAAAUAGUAAAACACUGAAUACCCAAAGAUGAGGAUGUUGUUUUUAUAGUAUCUUUUUUUUUCCUUCUUCCCUCUCUAUGCAACUGUAAAUUAAUGAGCAGUGGAAUAUUUGUCACUGAUUUGUAUAAAUAUACAGCCAGGGAAAAAAGGGGCAGGGGCUUUAUAUACGUUCUUUUUGAUAAUCGUAAAGAGAACUGCAUAAGGAGUUUGGAGCAAAAUGUUACGUUUAUACAUUCCUUUCAGCUCUUUGCUUUUGCAUUGUAAAGUUCUCUUAGUUAAAUUCUCACACAUGUAAUAUUCUGUACUGAUUAUUUAUAUGCUAACCAUGUGACCACACAGAUUUCAGAAAAUAUCCUUGUAUUAUUUUCAGCAUUGACAUAUGAAGUUCCCAUAAUCUGCAUUAUUUUUACUGGUUAACAAAAACUGCCUUUGAAUGCAAGCUACAGUAUUUUAAUUCAAUUAAACAAGGUAAACUCUCAUUUCAAGUCAUAAUCAUCAUUCUUGUGUACCGAAAUGGUAUUUUAACUUUCUUUUAGUUACUUUCAGCCAACACACUCCAUACGGAGGAUUAUUUUUUUAAGCCUUACUUUACUUUUAAUCAGGAGAUAGCUAAAAAGAGGACUUAGAUGAUAGCUUAAGUUGGUUUUAGUAAGAUCUAAGUUAGUGUAAUCUUUCCCAAAUUUGUUCAGAGAUAAAGCUUUGCUGUUCCCUGCUGUGCCAAACUUGCUUCAAGUUUUGGAAUUUACAGUCUAUGAAGUAAAGCUCAUUUCUGUGAGAUACCCUUCUUUUGUCUGCCUCUUGUAAAUGAAGAGACAUUUAGAAAGCCCUUUCCAAUACUAUUAGCAAUGGAACUUUCUCCAAAACUGCAAUGCACUUAGAUAUUAUCAUUUGGCAUUGUAAUCUUGCAGAUCAUCCUUAUCUUUGAAAUCAUUUAUUUAUGUACUUUUGGUAAGGAUAAUUAUGGGAAAGUUAUGUCACUGAUCAGCUGAUCUCUAGUUUUAAAAUUAUCCUAAGUGAUUUUAAUGCCUUCACAGUUUACAAUGCUGCAUGGACACUUGCUUUAAUUCCAGGACAUACCUUUAAUUGGUAAAACUGCAUGCAAUAUCUUUCAUGUUUAGUAGAGAGAAACAAAACUGUGUUGUUCUUAAGUAUUGAAGGAAAAAGAAAACUAUCUCAAAAUGGUGUUGAAAGAGUUGUAAAUUCUCUACUGCUACUGAAAAAUGCUAGAGGACAUUAAAACGGCAGGUCAGGAGUUUCUAGUGUUUUUGUGAAGUUUUGCCAACUAGACUGUCCUGUACCCACAGUAUUCACUCCUAGACUGCUGCUGCUCAAGGAGUGAGGCACAGUGUUGACCACCCUCUAGUGUUGGCACCAGUGCCAGUUCUUUCUGAACCCUUUCACAAAUUAUUUAACCACUCUGCCUCUGUUUUCCCAUCUGUAAAAUGGGGAUGAUAGUACUUAACUCCCAAAGGUGAUGUAGGACUUGCUUAGUUAGUGUCUGAAAAGCUCAGUAGAAAUGCUAAAUAUUACUCUCAAGUGAGUGGAGCAAAAUUGUCAAGGUGGGAAGAGAAGAAUCUGGCUCCUAUAAAUGCUUCAGUUAUUAAAAUGUAGUGUAGUUAUUCUGAAAAGAAAAAACCCCACAUUUUACAGAAGAGGAAAGCCAUGACCACCUUUCUACCUCAGACCUAUCUUCAUAAGUAGUAUUGGAAAUAGCUUUAUAUUCUGUUCUCUGCAAAGUACUUUUUUUUUAUCAAGCUACAUUAUUCUCUAGGCAAAGAAUCCU